AAAAUAUAUGUUGCUUUGUUUCAUAACAGUAGGGCUGCUGAAGUUUGGCGCUUCCAAUGGUAUUCUAUUUCAUUUCUAAUAAGAUUUCUGUGAAAUGUGCAGAUCCUUUUCAUGAGGUGAAGAGCAAACGAGACAAGAAAAAAGAGGGCAAGGAUACAAUAGAUUCCAGAUCUCGUGGUGCCAAUAAUCUUGGGAAUCGUGGUGGUAGAAGUGGUCCAGACCGAUAUAUUGGACGCGGUGGCUCAACCCAUUACAGUGCUCAUGAGUCUGGCCCUUCGCACGGUAAACCUGCACAAAAGAGAGAAAAUGGAACUCAUGCUUAUGCAGGCUCUUCAUCUUCAGCGUCUGGUAUGCCAGGAAAUAACCUGAAUCGACGACCUCCAUCCCACAGUGAAGCAGUGGUCACAGAACAUAAAAUGUCUACAGUAGUUUUAGGUGAUGGGAUUUCUUUAUCAUCACAGUCUUCUGGAUAUCAAUCUGCUUGGCUGGGGGUUCCAGGUCAAGUAUCAAUGGCUGAUAUUGUGAAGAUGGGCAGGCCACAAAACAAGGCUUCUGGCAUGCCAAACCCACCUCAUCAAAGUGUUAACAAUCGGCAUCUUGUGGUACCUCCUUUGGCAGCAUCACAUCCCAAUCUACAUUCACCACAGGAUCAUGCUUCCAAGGUGUCAGAUGUAACUUACGAGCCUGAUGUCACCACAAACCAGCAUGUUCCUCCAAGUGAUGAAUGGCCCCCCAUUGAGAACCCAUCUGCUGCCAGUGUGACCUCUGUCUUAGAGGCACCUGCAGACUCUGGACUGUAUGCAAAUGCAUCUAACUUGCCUUUGGAUAGAACUAAUCAACACAUAAAGUCCCAGUUAGAGGAAGCUCAGGCAGUGGAUGAUGGUCCUGUUGAAACUCUCAAUGCAAACCAUGUUGGAUCUCCUUCUAUUUCAAGUAGAAAUAUACAAGAGGAUGAUUCUGGAGGUUCAUCGCUUUUUGAUAAUAGCUUAUAUAAGGAUAUGAAUUCCUAUCAGCCUCAAAGACAUGCUUUUGAGCAUGAUGAAGCUGAAGAUGGUGCUUCAUCAGUUGCUGUGAAUUUGCAGCAGCUUAAUUUACAUAAUGAUGAUCGGGAGCCAUCACCUGAAGAGGAUAAUCCUUCUGUAAUAAUUCCAAAUCACCUGCAAGUCCACACCCCUGACUGCUCACAUUUGAGUUUUGGAAGUUUUGGAUCUGGCAUUGGCUCUACCUUUUCUGCACCUUUUGCAUCAAGGUCUUUAAAGAAUAAUUUGGAUGAGGCUCCUGAAGCAACAGAUGCCUCAUCUAUUGGGCAGUCAGACAAUAGAAAUCCUGAGUAUUACGGGGAUGAACAUCUCAGAAAUAACACAGAGGGAAACAUAAUAAAUAGAAGUAAUGUCAGCACUGGGAAUUAUGAGGCUCCUGAAGAUUCUCAACCAGAGGUUUUGAAACAGGAUGCUUCUGAAGCUGUUCAAGUGAGCCAAUAUACAUUUCCUUCACCUGCAGCUGGUUAUAGCUAUGAAAACUCUCAACAGUUAAAUCCCGCUUUCACACAUCCACAGACAAGCUCUCAAAUGCAAAGCCUCACUCCUUUCUCAAGUGUAAUGCAAUCGUAUACAAAUUCAUUACCAAGCACUUUGCUGACCUCAACUGUUCAGACUGCAAGGGAGCCUGAUCUUCCAUACUCGCCCUUCCCUGUGACUCAGUCCAUGCCAACAAAAUACAGCAAUACAGCCUCUUCCAUUAGUGGUCCAACCAUCUCUAUGCCAGAGGCUCUAAGAAGCAGGUAGUAUUCUGCAGCACAGCCUACUCCACAGACCCUACCUGGUGCCAGUGUGCCCGGGACCUGCUCUCCCCAGCAUCUGGCCAUGCACCCUUUCCCAACCUACGCUCCGUUGGGACAUUUUGCCAACAUGAUUGGUUAUCCUUUCUUACCUCAGAGUUACACAUAUAUGCCAUCAGCUUUCCAGCAGGCAUUUGCUGGUAAUAGUACCUACCCUCAGUCCCUGGCAGCAGUGCUCCCCCAAUACAAAAAUAGUGUUUCUGUUAGCAGCUUGCCUCAAUCUGCUGCUGUUGCAUCUGGCUAUGGGUUUGGGAGUUCUACCAGCAUUCCUGGAGGACUUCCUCUGAAUCCACCUACUGCACCCACCGGCACAACUAUUGGCUACGAUGAUGUUCUGAGUUCUCAGUAUAAGGACAGCAAUCAUUUGAUGUCACUUCAACAGAAUGAGAAUUCAGCAAUGUGGAUUCACGGCCCUGGGUCAAGAACAAUGUCUGCUGUUCCUGCAAGCACAUAUUACAGCUUCCAGGGGCAGAAUCAGCAGGCUGGUGGAUUUCGACAAGGGCAACAGCCUUCACAGCAUUUUGGGGCUCUGGGAUACCCAAAUUUCUAUCAUUCACAAACGGCAGUAUCACUGGACCAUCAGCAGCAAAACCCUAGGGAUGGAUCCCUGAGUGGGACUCAAGGCCAGCCAUCAAAGCAGACCCAACAGUUAUGGCAAAACAGCUACUAAUCUUGUCACCUCCUGGUUUUUCAGGGUCUUGUAGUGAGUUUGAAAGUGGCCAAUCAAAGGCAUUCUUGCGAUUGAAUAAUUAUAUGUAUCAUCAUUGAUAGGUCUGAAGAGACCUUGACUGGCUACUGCCCUGUGCCACGAGGUUGUAUUUACUUAUUUAUUAUCUGGUUGUUUAACUUAGGAACACAGUGUGCUAAUUGGGAUAGUUGAUUUGCCCUUCACUUGUUCUUCUCAUUAUUUUCCUGUUAUCCCCUCUCUCUUAUAGUGAAAAUAUGCUUUUUAAUUUGA
Molecule: messenger RNA, 2795 nt
Organism: Theobroma umbraticum
Lineage: Eukaryota; Viridiplantae; Streptophyta; Magnoliopsida; Malvales; Malvaceae
Product: Serine/Threonine-kinase, putative (DUF1296)
Source: RefSeq, a predicted model, not a curated record